Molecule: messenger RNA, 1465 nt
Organism: Zophobas morio
Lineage: Eukaryota; Metazoa; Arthropoda; Insecta; Coleoptera; Tenebrionidae
Product: NADH-quinone oxidoreductase subunit B-like
Exons: 2
Coding region: 9-647 (212 amino acids)
Biological process (GO): aerobic respiration; electron transport coupled proton transport; mitochondrial respiratory chain complex I assembly
Molecular function (GO): NADH dehydrogenase (ubiquinone) activity; quinone binding; 4 iron, 4 sulfur cluster binding
Source: RefSeq, a predicted model, not a curated record
UGUCCAAAAUGUCUCUCCUAUCCCGCUUCCGCAUUCUCCCCCUUUUCCCCAAAACUUGCCCCCUUAUUUUCUUUCGCAACGAAUCUCAGGGUGACGACUCCGCAGAGAAGACGGAUUCUAAGAAAUCCUCCAGUCAGGAGCCACGCCGCUACUCCCCGUUUCGGCCCAAGAAUAGGGUUGAGUGGGUGAUGGCCCGUCUGGAUGACGUGUUGAACUGGGGCCGCAAGAACUCCCCGUGGCCCAUGACCUUCGGGCUGGCUUGUUGUGCCGUGGAGAUGAUGCACAUCGCGGCCCCUCGCUACGACAUGGACCGGUACGGCGUCGUCUUCAGGGCUUCCCCACGUCAGACCGAGCUGAUGAUCGUGGCGGGAACCGUGACCAACAAGAUGGCGUCGGCGGUGAGGAAGGUCUACAGCCAGAUGAGCGAGCCCAAAUGGGUGAUUUCGAUGGGCAGUUGCGCGAAUGGAGGAGGAUAUUACCAUUAUUCGUACUCGGUGGUGAGAGGAGUAGAUCGUAUUCUUCCUGUUGAUAUUUACGUUCCGGGAUGUCCUCCAACUGCUGAGGCCCUGAUGUACGGAAUUUUGCAGUUGCAGAGGAAGAUUAAGAGACACAAUGCGGUGCAGAAUUGGUAUCAAAAUCGCAUAUAGAUCAAGUUUAGUAUGAGUUUUUUUUUUUAAUAUUGUAAUAAAUGCAGGCUUUCAUUACUUUCAUUGCUUUAAAAUUUAAUUGUAAAUGAUUAGAUUACAGUCUUCAGUUGUGUUCACUUUCCUGCAAUCAGGUCAAAAUGUAUGUCUAAAAUUGAAGAGGUUAAUUUCAGGUGGCCAUUUUUUCAAGGCUCGUUGCGACCUCUUGCCGUCACCCAAUGAACAAAUGAUGCGCGGGAGACAUCCGGCAACCCCGCAACUGUCAAAUACGUGUAUCGUAGUGGUCAAUGACCGAUCAGAUAUCGAUUACGGGUGACCUUAAUAAAGAAACUCAGUGUAUAUUUUUCCUAGAUUUGGUCUGAUGUGUUUUCACGUAAUAUUUUCGUUGGCAUUUUUACGAAAAAUGUGUUUUUGUUGACAUUCGCAGCUACUACGGACAAGGAACAUUAUAGACCAAGUAAAUACCAUAUGCAUCCAUAUCCAUAAUACAAUUUUUACGUUAAAACAGAGACAAGCUUGAAAAUAUCAAAGCCAGUGCCCUGCUACCAGUUCCAAUCCUGUAAGAUUUUAAAUAUGUAUAUGCAACCAAGUAUACACAGAAAUGACUCGGAAUAAUCCACGAAAGUAUUUUCUAAAAGUUUUUUUGAACUGUUUAUGUUCUCGGAGAUAUUUUAACGUAGAUUUGUGUUUUGGACUUUUUUUUUUCUAAAAAAAAAAUCAGCAGCAGAUGUCAGGUCUUAGCCGGCCAUACAUGAAUCAAUAAAUAUUGGAACACAAUAAUCUUGCGUUUUUCAUGUGAGCGAGGCCUGAAGGAAUGUAUA